AUGCCAGCCACGGGAUGCAGAUCUGCGGGAGCAUUACCGCAAACAGUAGAUGAGGCCUUCGUAAAGGCACUGCCAAAAGCCGAACUCCAUGCUCAUCUUUCCGGCAGCGUCAGUAUGAAGACACUGCAUGGAAUGUGGUCACGGAAGAGAGCGAGUGGCCGAUGCCUGAAGCUCCUCGAUCCACUACAAGCGAUGCUAUCAAUCGCCGAAUCUGUGGAUAUCAUCUCCUUCUUUCCUCUCUUCGAUCAGUAUAUCUAUCAGCUUCUUGAUGAUAUCGAGUCUGUGCAGGAAGCCACCAGGAGCGUGAUCCGAGACUUCGCUACUGAUGGCGUCAAGUAUCUGGAGCUACGGACCACGCCAAGAGAGCAUGCGCAAACUGGGAUGACCAAGGCUUCAUACGUUCACGCCGUGCAUGAGGUAAUCCAAACCCACAACAAUUCUUACGAUGUCGUUUGCGAACAGAGUCACGACAUCAAGGUCUAUCUGAUUCUGUCUAUCGACCGCAAGAUGACACUGGAGCAAGCGAACGAAGUACUGGAUCUAGCCAUGACACUUCGAACAGGAUGUGUGGUAGGCAUUGACUUGUCCGGUAAUCCUGCCCGAGGAGACGUAGAAACGUUCACGCCCGUCUUCCGUCGUGCCAAAACAGAGGGUCUCCAUAUCACUGUACACUUCGCAGAGGUACUUGCAUCUGCCACUCAACGCGAGCUAGAAGUAAUCCUCUCGUGGGAGCCUGAUCGAUUGGGACAUGUUAUCUGCACCUCGGAGGACGUGGAGAGGACUAUAAAGGAGCGUAGGACCGGGCUUGAGCUUUGCCUCUCGUGUAAUGUACUGGCUAAGAUGACUGAAGGCAGCAUCGCCGAUCAUCACUUCCGCAAGUGGCGCAUGACUUCCUGCCCUAUCGCUCUAUCUACGGACGACGUCGGCAUCUUCCAGAGUCCUUUGUCGAACGAGUAUUUGCUUGCCGCUCAGCACUUUGAGCUUGGGCCGCAGGAUCUUGUCGCUCUGAGUAAAAGUGCGGCCAGCAUUGCCUUCGGCGACAGCCAGUCACUACGAGCAAGUCUGAAAACUUUUGAAACCUACUUCCAGGCCCAAGGAUACGGUUGCUAG
This is a messenger RNA of Recurvomyces mirabilis, 1110 nucleotides long. RefSeq lists its product as uncharacterized. The transcript has 3 exons. Bases 1 to 1110 code for a protein of 369 amino acids. NCBI's taxonomy places the organism in Eukaryota, Fungi, Ascomycota, Dothideomycetes, Mycosphaerellales, Teratosphaeriaceae. The record is from RefSeq and is a predicted model, not a curated record. Gene Ontology annotation, biological process: adenosine catabolic process; inosine biosynthetic process. Gene Ontology annotation, molecular function: adenosine deaminase activity.